Molecule: messenger RNA, 4813 nt
Organism: Pongo pygmaeus (Bornean orangutan)
Lineage: Eukaryota; Metazoa; Chordata; Mammalia; Primates; Hominidae
Gene: TRIB2
Product: tribbles pseudokinase 2
Exons: 3
Coding region: 1837-2868 (343 amino acids)
Biological process (GO): protein phosphorylation; regulation of MAP kinase activity; positive regulation of proteasomal ubiquitin-dependent protein catabolic process
Cellular component (GO): nucleus
Molecular function (GO): ATP binding; mitogen-activated protein kinase kinase binding; protein kinase activity
Source: RefSeq, a predicted model, not a curated record
AGGGCCCAAUGCUCAGAGCGUGCCUGGCUUUCUGCGGAAAAGCGCCAGGAAUAUGAACGAGCUACGAAGAGCUGGAGCGGGCGCUGCGGGAGCAGCGUGUGGGGAACGGCUCGGGAGUCGCUGCUGGUAACCCCUGCCCAGCCUCCCGCAGCGGGGCUCGCAGCCGAGACCCAACGUGCUGCGCCCGGGGCCCCUAGCCGCGGAAGGAUAUUUCACUUUGUUUACCUCCCCGGCCGGGCGAGGGAGCUGCGAGGCCGGUGCUGGCGCCCCCGGUACGCAGUUGCAAUGGCAGCGGCGCGGGGAGCCGCCCGAGGACGGGCAGCGGCGGGGCUGAUUGAUGGGCGCCCGGCGCAAUGAGGGGGGCCCGGGCGGGGGCGGGGCGGGGCCGGCUCUGGGCUGAGCCAGUCGCGGGGGCGGCGGGGGGGGCGGAGGCUCCGUGGAAAUGUGUCGGUGACAUUGAAUGGGGAGACCGAGCGCGAGCGAGGCGCGCGCGCGCACACGCGCACACACGGCCCCGCUCGCUCCGAGAUCCCCGGCCACGUAAGUAACUAUUAAUACCGCCUCGCCGGGGGAUGCGGGCGUGCUGAGCGCGGGGAUUGGCCUCGGGCACCGUCGGCCGUCCCCUUUAAUUUUUAAAUACACGGUCCCCUCUUUUCUCUGGGGGGGGCAAGCAAGAAAUCAAAGAAGGAAGAGACAAGCCGUCAAUUUUCUCCAAAACAAACCUCACCGGGCAAUUUGGUCUCGGGGUAGGGGGAGCCGGGGUGAUUGCAAAUUAUUCCAGGACGAGAUCCAGUUCUCCAGCGGGAGAGGGGCAAAGAAACGCCGCGCGUUGGAAGGGCCAGGGACGCAGCUCCGCUUGCAGCGCCCGCAGGACCCCCGCAAGCUCGUGCCGGAGAAAUCGCAGACCGCCGAUCUGUCCUCGUUCUGUCCUGCACGUCUGGCUGCAUUCGGAGGAAGACUCGGGGCGCGAGCGAGCGGCGACAGCAUGAGCCUGUGCUGACCUCCGCGCGGCGGGCCGAGCCCAGGGCUUUGUCGCGGUACCUGCGCCCAGCCCGCGCCGCAACUCUGUGCUCAGCUUUUGCAAUCUUUUGUUGGCAACGCUGACCGCUCCAAGUUAAAUGCUCCCUUGCAAUUUUUCUUUUUUUUGUUUGUUCGUUUAAUUUUUGGAGAGCUCGCGAUCUUGAAAAAGCCUCAGACGCCAUCUACAGUUAAAACGUAGGUAACUGCUCUCUCCCGCACCCCCCCUUACACGCCCCCCACCCUUUCCACCAAAAAAAGGGGGUGCAGCGCGGAUUCUGGCUGCCGUGCGUCGCCAGCCGGUAGACCCGUGCUUGUUUCCUUUCUCUUUUUGUUUGGCUUCUAACGCGUUGGGACUGAGCUGCCGCCGUGAGCGCCCCGAAGACUGCACAAACUACCGCGGGCUCCUCCGCCCCGUCUGCGAUUCGGAAGCCGGCCUGGGGGUCGCGUCGGGAGCCCUGGCGCUGCAGCUCCGCACCUUAGCAGCCCGGGUACUCAUCCAGAUCCACGCCGGGGACGCACACACAGAGUAACUAAAAGUGCGGCGAUUCUGCACAUCGCCGACUGCUUUGGGGUAACAAAAGGACGCGAGUUGCCUGCCGACCGAGGACCCCCGGGAGCCGGGCUCGGAGCAGACGAGGUAUCCGGCGGCGCCCAUUUGGGGGCUUCUAACUCUUUCUUCACGCAGCCCCUCUCCUGUCCCCUCCCCUCUCGCUCCGUUUUAAAAUCAGUGGCACCGAGGCGCCUGCAGCCGCACUCGCCAGCGACUCAUCUCUCCAGCGGGUUUUUUUUUGUUUGUCGUGUGCGAUCCUCACACUCAUGAACAUACACAGGUCUACCCCCAUCACAAUAGCGAGAUAUGGGAGAUCGCGGAACAAAACCCAGGAUUUCGAAGAGUUGUCGUCCAUAAGGUCCGCGGAGCCCAGCCAGAGUUUCAGCCCGAACCUUGGCUCCCCGAGCCCGCCCGAGACUCCGAACUUGUCGCAUUGCGUUUCUUGUAUCGGGAAAUACUUAUUGUUGGAACCUCUGGAGGGAGACCACGUUUUUCGUGCCGUGCAUCUGCACAGCGGAGAGGAGCUGGUGUGCAAGGUGUUUGAUAUCAGCUGCUACCAGGAAUCCCUGGCACCGUGCUUUUGCCUGUCUGCUCAUAGUAACAUCAACCAAAUCACUGAAAUUAUCCUGGGUGAGACCAAAGCCUAUGUGUUCUUUGAGCGAAGCUAUGGGGACAUGCAUUCCUUCGUCCGCACCUGCAAGAAGCUGAGAGAGGAGGAGGCAGCCAGACUGUUCUACCAGAUUGCCUCGGCAGUGGCCCACUGCCAUGACGGGGGUCUGGUGCUGCGGGACCUCAAGCUGCGGAAAUUCAUCUUUAAGGACGAAGAGAGGACUCGGGUCAAGCUGGAAAGCCUGGAAGACGCCUACAUUCUGCGGGGAGAUGAUGAUUCCCUCUCCGACAAGCAUGGCUGCCCGGCUUACGUAAGCCCAGAGAUCUUGAACACCAGUGGCAGCUACUCGGGCAAAGCAGCCGACGUGUGGAGCCUGGGGGUGAUGCUGUACACCAUGUUGGUGGGGCGGUACCCUUUCCAUGACAUUGAACCCAGCUCCCUCUUCAGCAAGAUCCGGCGUGGCCAGUUCAACAUUCCAGAGACUCUGUCGCCCAAGGCCAAGUGCCUCAUCCGAAGCAUUCUGCGGCGGGAACCCUCAGAGCGGCUGACCUCGCAGGAAAUUCUGGACCAUCCUUGGUUUGCCACAGAUUUUAGCGUCUCGAAUUCAGGAUAUGGUGCUAAGGAAGUGUCUGACCAGCUGGUGCCGGACGUCAACAUGGAAGAGAACUUGGACCCUUUCUUUAACUGAGCUCAUGCCCCACGGAGACUUAGCAGGUACCAGGAGUGAGCGAGGGCAGCGGAAAGGAGUUCUUCCAGGGGACACAAAUUGCCUGGCUGAGUAGCAAGAAAGACACUCACACUCUUAAGUUUCUUGGUUCAGAGCAGGAAAACCUUCAAGGAGCUGACUGACCACGUAGUAUGGGGGCAAGAGGCGUGGGAUGGGGAUUGGGGUGAGAUGGAUGGGAGCCCGCUGGAGCUUGUCUUCCCUAACAUAGCCUGGGAGACCACCCCUUGCCACUUGGGCCACUUCCGCCUACCCCACUUUUCAUUUUGUUCCAAAAUAGUUGCAGAUCCUGACAGAAUCAAAACUCUCUGCCUCAAACACACAUCCUGGCAUCGCACUGUUAGCAUUUAACUUCUUGUUAGGAUUCAGGGAAGGAACAGUUGGCCAAGAAAUUUUUUUCUUUUAAACAAGCCAACCACCUAGCUGGUAAUUAAUGAGGUUCACUUAAAAAAAAAAAUUCGGUGCACACAGACUGACAUGAAACCUGGGUGCUACACUAAAAGAAAACAAAAGUCCAGUUUGUGUCUCUUAAUCGCUCACUUCAACUCAUUUCUUCUAAAUAAACUAUUUAAUAUCCUGGUCAGGAAAUGACAUGUUAAUGCUUUGCUCCCUGAAGGGGGAAAAAAAUCUGUCCUUUAACAAGCUAUUCUGCUUUGUGUCAAUUGGUUCGUGGCAGGAAGCUAUUAGAAGUCAAACGUCCAGAUGCAUUACUGCUAUCUUAGUUUAAAGGGGGAAAGAAAAGGGAAGAAGAAAGGAAAAGAGAAAUCCAACUCCUUUUUCACGUUUUGCUUUUGAACAAUGAGGGUUUGUGUGACAGGCAUUCCUCUUUGCUGAGAUGAUAGCAAUGGCCUGAGAUUUUAGCAAGCUCCUGGAGUCUGAUGCUUUUGCAGUACUCUGAUUGCAACUAAACAUUUGUCUUUGUUUUAUUAGAAACUAGUGAAACAAAGCAGGUUGUCCCACAUGUAUAAAAUACAGGGCAGCUAUUUAGUUUUCUUUUACGGAGAAUGAUCCUUUUGGCUUGUAAGGCCCUCUGGUUUGGACAAAAACCCUCAGUAGAGACAAGCGGGAAGGAUAAUUAGCUGAAAGCUAUGAUGAUAUAAAUAAAAACAGCUCUCUAUCCCAAUACGCACCUUUGUAUUUUCAAGAACUCUUCUAUUUAUUAAGGAAAAUGUCACAUUGUGAUGUAUUAAGCCAGUACUUCAAUUACGGGUUGACUUGGGAUGACAUAUUACAUGCUGUAGUUAACAUUUAUAAUUUUUUUUCCUUGUUUGAGUAUUUCUGUCUCUGAAAUAACCUUUUACUUGGCUUUUCUAGAUAGCUUUAUUUGAUUUUGAGUGGCAAAAUGUUUUUUAUUACGGCUUUUCUAUUGCUGUAUGAUACAGAACUCUUUUGGCAUAAAUAUUUGUGUUCCCAGUACCUCACUUGUUCGGAUUUGACUGCCUGUAUAUGUUUUGUGAAAUGGUCCUGUUUUUGGGUAGGUGACACGUGGACUCUAGUAUGUAAAUGUUACUUGAAUCUGUGCUUCAUAAUAGUGUGUGGCAUGUAUGUGCAGACUCUUGGAUGCUUUAUGCCUGCGCAGCAGGAGCCCUGUCCUCACGUUCCCAGGAGGGCGGCUUCACCCUUCGUAACCAGGAGACAAGGCGGCCAUGGAUUUGCCCUUGAUUCUAUUUUGCUAAUGGAAGAUAUAAAGGAGAGAAGGUUUUUUUUUUUUUAACAUUCUGAAGAUGGUGCUGUGUCAAGAAGGACCUUUUUUUCUUCCCUCUCCCCUGUUUUUUAAGUACCUUGGAGGAGGAGAGAUUGGUGACAUGCAUGGUGGGGAUCUAUGGCCUCUGGUGCUUUGUCCUGUAUUUGGUUUAAUGUUCUUGUCCUAAUCUCUUCAAUCAAUAAAAUUGUGCAUAUUUAACUAAAA